Molecule: messenger RNA, 2024 nt
Organism: Gaeumannomyces tritici R3-111a-1
Lineage: Eukaryota; Fungi; Ascomycota; Sordariomycetes; Magnaporthales; Magnaporthaceae
Product: homocitrate synthase, variant
Exons: 10
Coding region: 28-1095 (355 amino acids)
Cellular component (GO): mitochondrion
Molecular function (GO): homocitrate synthase activity
Source: RefSeq, a predicted model, not a curated record
AGCAACUUUUUUUUGAACCUGGACAGUAUGACUCGAAUGAAUCAAGACUAUCCCUCUCCCUUCCUCGUCUUUGUCUUUCCUAAAAAUCCAACUUUACCUCGAAAGCUGGCCAAUUCCCCCUCGCCGCCUUUGACGAGAAGAUCCUUCAUUGACCCCUCACUCUUCCAUCCCAUUGACACUAGAACGGACGUCCUCGUGCUACCGCCACUCUCCGCCGCCGCUCCAAAGCACCGCCCUAGCUCCCUCGCCUCCUCGACUACAUUCACUUGCUUCAUCAUGUGUCCCUCGUGCGAGCCCGAGCAGUCCAACGGAGCUGCCAAUGGCAGCUCCAACGGCUCCAGUGGCACCAACGGCUCCCAUGCCGGCAUGACGGGCAUCCAGAGCCGCCACGUCAACCAGCAGCGGAACCCUUACGCCCCCGUCGGCGACUUUCUGUCCAACCUGAACAACUUCAAGAUCAUUGAGAGCACCCUCCGCGAGGGCGAGCAGUUCGCCAAUGCCUUCUUUGACACUGCCAAGAAGAUCGAGAUCGCCAAGGCACUCGACGACUUUGGUGUCGACUACAUCGAGCUCACCAGCCCGGCGGCCUCGGAGCAGUCGCGCGCCGACUGUGAGGCGAUCUGCAAGCUGGGCCUCAAAGCCAAGAUCCUGACUCACAUCAGGUGUCACAUGGACGAUGCUCGCAUCGCCGUCGAGACCGGAGUUGAUGGUGUCGAUGUCGUCAUUGGCACUUCGUCGUUCCUCAUGGAGCACUCGCACGGGAAGGACAUGACCUACAUCACCAAUGCCGCGAUCGAGGUCAUCAACUUCGUCAAGAGCAAGGGAAUUGAGGUCAGGUUCUCGUCGGAGGACUCGUUCCGCAGCAACCUCGUCGAUCUGCUCAGCAUCUAUUCGACCGUGGACAAGAUUGGAGUCAACCGGGUUGGCAUUGCCGACACUGUUGGAUGCGCCUCCCCGCGUCAGGUGUACGAUCUUGUCAAGACCCUGAGGGGAGUCGUCUCAUGUGAUAUCGAGACUCAUUUCCACAACGAUACCGGCUGUGCUAUCUCAAAUGCCUUCUGUGCUCUUGAGGCGGGCGCCACCCACGUGAGUUAGCUUGUGCGAGAUGGUGAAUUUUUUGCAUGAACGACACAUGCUGAUUGCGAGUAGAUCGACACCAGUGUCCUGGGUAUUGGCGAGAGGAAUGGCAUCACGCCCCUGGGAGGUCUCAUGGCUCGCAUGAUUGUCGGCUCUAAGGAGUACGUUCUGAGCAAGUACAAGCUGCACAAGCUCAAGGAGAUCGAGGAGCUUGUUGCCGAGGCUGUGCAGGUCAACAUCCCCUUCAACAACCCUAUCACUGGGUUCUGCGCCUUCACCCACAAGGCCGGAAUCCACGCCAAGGCCAUCCUGAACAACCCAUCAACCUACGAGAUUAUCGACCCGGCGCUGUUCGGAAUCACGCGCUAUGUGCACUUCGCUAGUCGCCUGACUGGCUGGAACGCCAUCAAGAGCAGAGUAUCGCAGCUCAACAUCGACAUGACGGAUGAGCAGUGCAAGCAGUGCACGGCCAAGAUCAAGCUUCUGGCUGACAUCAGGCCAAUCGCCAUCGACGACGCCGACUCGAUCAUCCAUGCCUUCCACCGCAGCAUUGUGGCUGGAAAGCCUAUCGAGUCGCUGGGGAGCCUGCUACCCAACAUGACUGCUGAGGAGAAGAGUGCGCUUGCCGACAUGGAGAACCGCGGUCGAGAGCUCGACAUGGCGGAUGCGCCCCCGGCCAAGAAGGCCAAGGCCGAGAUUGCGGCCUAAGACCAGACAUCGCGGACAUGAUGGUGGAGGCACGAUUGCAUUUGACACUCGCCGGCUACCACGCCGACGAAGUGGACACACAGGAAAACAAAAUGGGUGCCAAAAAUAGUGUUUUGGGAAGGUAUUUCAAAACAAAAGUAUCAUACCAGGUUCAGGAUUGCGUGGCUUUAUUUUGCUUGGUAUCUAAAUAGCUUAGCUACCGCCAUUUGAGAUAUAUGACGAUGAUUUUACGUUCAGCA